AUGGCAGACGAGAAGGAUGCCAAUGCAGGCGCCUGGACGAGGGUGCCGACAUGGGAUGGCUCGCCACAGACGUGGCGGAGCUUCAGAAAGGAGAUGUCCUGGUGGCUGGCUGGCCUGGACAUCCAAAGCACGAAGAAAUACAACCUGGCUGCUCGCUGGCUCUUGCGGCAGUCAGGGGUGGUCCGUCAACGUGGAGAGGAAUUUGAUCCUCGCGACCUCGAGUUCCAAAAGGAGAUCAAGAUGCCGAAUGCCGAGACCGGCGAUGAUGAGGUUGUGGUGGAGGAGGAUCCACUCAGUGGGAUCAACAAGCUGCUCACGGCCCUCGAGGAGAUGACAGGUCGAUCCUCUUUGGACAAAAGAGGAGAGUUGAGGAAUGUCUUCUACCUCGAACUGAAGCGCAAGUCGGGAGAACGCAUCUCUGAGUUCGCCACCCGCUAUAGAGGCUUGGUUGCUGAGUUGAAAGCUGAAGGAGUCACCAUCCAUGAUGGUGAACUUGGCUGGUGGUUCAAGCAAAAGCUUGGUUUGGACCCUCUUCGAACUCAGCUCCUGGAAACUGCCCUUGCAGGUGCCGAGGACUACCCGACCAUAGAGCGUGAAGUUUUGAGGUUGUUCAAAGAUCUUCAUGCAGCUGAUCCUCUCUACCGCCGUUCCGGCGAUGCGGACCAGAAGGCCCCUUUGUUGAGCCGCUUCUUGAACCAGCAAAGCGGGGCUAGCAGGGCUUCUUCCUAUGCUCCAUCAAUGACGAGCUCGGCGGCACGGUCUUUGAGAUCGGGUUCUUCUACGGCUUCCUCCGGAAGGAUGACGCCAAGCUCCACGUACCGCCGGCCUUUCCAGAAACAGGCCAUGGUUUCUGAGGUUGAGGAGGAGAUCCCGGCCACUGCUGAGGCUGGUGAUGAUGAUGGAGUUGAGGAGGAGGUUGAACCCCCUUCCCUGGAGGAGGUCUUGACCACUGAGGCCGAGGUCUUGGCGGCUGAGUUGGAUGCCGCUGCAUCUCAGGGAGUUGACCCUGAGACCCUUCAGGAGAUCGAGGAGAGUGUUGAGGCUGCAGCUGAAGCCUUCCUGACCAUGAAGGAAGCCAGGAGCAAGUUGCAGGAGGUUCGAAAGGACCGUGGAUAUGGCAAGGCUGCUUCAUCAUCCACGAGCUCUCCCGCAUCCAAGGUGAGUUUGAAGAAGCAGUCGGACAAGCAUCCUUGCUUCGAUUGUGGACUUCCUGGUCAUUGGGCCGGGGAUCCUGAGUGUUCGAAGCCUGGCCAACAGCUCGGGCGCAAGAAGAAGGUGGCUCCAAAGCAAGUGAAAGUUGCAGAGGCGCUGAACACGGAGCACGAGGAGAUCACAACACCUGACCAUGAAGUGAUGAUGCUCCGACAUGAGUCACCUGUCCUCACCGACGCCUUCCUGUCUACUGUACAGCGAUUCCAUGAACCCAAAGAGGUGAACGCUUUGGGCCUCGCACUGGACAAAAGAUUGGUGGGCGCUUUGGACAGCGCAUGCAACAGAACAUGCACGGGGGCUGACUGGUUGAAGGGCUAUCUUCGUGGUUUGGAGACAUCAGCCCCUUCUGAAGUGUUGGACCUCGUUCGUCGUGAACCUGAACGUGAAACCUUCCGCUUCGGCAAUGGGGGCACCCAGGUGAGUGAGGAGAGGUGGAGGUUACCCACUAUGAUUGGUGGAACCGUGGUUUGUUUUUGGACGUCGGUGGUUCCUGUGAGCUCGUUGGGUCUUUUGUUGGGGCGGGACUUUUUGGAGGCCAUCGGAGCGGUGAUGAAUUUUUCUCGCAAAGCCUUGCGUUGUGACCUCACCGACGGCACCGAGAUCCCCCUCAGUCAACUCGCUGCAGGCCACUACGCCUUGCACCUUCUGCCAGAACGAUGGCCAGGACGACUCCGAGCUCUACUACCAGAGAUGAUGGGCAGCGAGGCCUCAACCUCAGGGAACAAGAUGGUGAACCUGCCGCACUUGCGCUACUUGCCGUUGCCCUAUCCCUCCACGGGGACGCCGGAUCGCUGGCUGCUGCAAGGCCAGAAGCAGGUGGCCGAUGGGCACGGGUGCAAGAAGCAUUUGGAUCUGGCCUACACCAUGGACAGGUUCGUCUACAAGAACUUGACCGAGUGCGGUCAUUGGCGGGACCGCAUGGGCGCGGUGACCUCCUUCUGCGAAGAUCCGGUGGUCAUGGGAAUGAUCCAUGGCAAGACGGCGAAAGGCCUCAGGGACAAGAUGAAGAAUGCCGCCAUGGAGGAGGCCCUCAAGGAAGCAAAGGAGGCGGAAGCCGCCGGCAACAAGGAGGAGAUGGCUCGAGCCUUGAUCGGACCUCGAGGAGGACUGCCGUCGCUGCGAGGAGACUUGCUGAAGCUCGCAGCCUUGCUGAACGUGGAGAUCAAGGCAGAGGACAACGUCGAGACCAUCAAGGUGAAGCUGCGCCCCAUGGUCAACCUGCUGAAAGAGAAGCCUGCGCCGCCACAAAGCAAGGCGAAGUCCAAGGCAAAGGCCGCUCCAUCCAAAGCUCAAGGUUGGACGGUGGGCUACAGCGCCGGCCUGGUGACAGAACCCUCUCCCGGGAUGGUUUCCUAUCAGCACUUGAUCGACAUGCGCAACCGGUUCCAGACGACCCUCGACAGCAUGGCACUCGAGAUCCAGGAGUUGAAGAAUCAGCAGAAGGAAGCGGGCAAUGUGGACUUGACCUCCCUGGGCAGGUCCCGCUCCGCCAGUUCCAUGUCUCAGGACCCGGUGGUGGAUCAGCAAAUGCGGGAGGACGCAGCCCAGUCGCUGGAGAACGCCUACGAGGACCACCUAAUGGCCUAUUACGGGACGAGUGCACUGCAUCUGCUGACUCGAGAGGACCGCCAGAGGGCCACUUUGAUUGCUCAGGCCUGGGCUCAACAUGAAUCCGACAGGAAGCGGAUCUCUCAGGAGCCUCGCAAGAUCCGUCAGAUCCUUGAGGCGGAGUACUACCAGGACAUGGAACACUUCAUGAAUGAUGAGACCUUUUUCCAGCACAUUGACCUCCACCCGCACUCCAAUGACGUGCAUGUGAAUGAAGCCGUGACUGGGAAGAGGAGCAGUCCGUUGCUGACUGAGGUCUAUACGACCGCCCAGAAUGUCUCCAAAGUGGCUGCUCAAAGAGGUCAUCAUGUUGGCCAAGCGAUGAGCCUGGAGACGGGGUGGAAUUUUCUUCGAGCCGACCAUCGAGCCCUCGCCAAGGAGAAGAUUCAGAAGGAGAAGCCCUUUUGCUUGGUGUUGGCGUUUCCUUGCGGGCCCUUCAGCCCGCUCCAACACCUCAAUGCGAGAGGAAAGAGGACUUGGCCUCAGAGACUUGAAGAUGGUCGAACGUUGAUGCGCUUUGCUCUGGAGCUGGCGAAGUUGCAGUUGAAGGAGAAGAGACAUUGCAUCUUGGAAAAUCCCAAGCCAUCGGCGGCUUGGAAAGAGCCUGAGAUGCGGAAGUUCAUUGAGGAGAACGACGUUCAUGAGGCUGCCUUCGACCAAUGCCGUUUUGGGUUGAUGAAUCUGGCCGGACAACUGCAUCGGAAGGCAACUGUGGUGGCGAGCUCUAGUCCUUUGGUGGUGGAGCGACUUCAUGGUAUGUGUUGCAGGCGUGACCAUGACCAUGCACAAGUGAUCGGUGGGUCAAAGGUGACAGCUCAUGCGGGCAUCUACCCCUUGGCCUUAGCCCGUGCUUUCGUUCGCGGCAUCGAGGACCAGUUCGACAAGGACCACAAGGCCUAUGAGUUGCUGGCCGUGGAUGUCGGUGGAAAUGAAGAAGAAGAUUCACAUCCCGCAGUUCAUGAUGUUAGCGAGGAUGAAGAUGAUGAGUAUCAACUGCAACCCAGUGAAGCCAACAUGACCAUCCCCGCGGCCAUCAAGGCAGCCAUCAAACGACUCCACGAGAACACAGGUCACCGCAGCAAUCGUCGCUUGGCACGCGCCUUGACUCUUGCUGGAGCCCCUGUUGAAGCCAUCGUGGCUGCCAAGCGUCACAAGUGCGACGUUUGCCGGGAGCGAGCUCCACCAAAGUUGAAGAGACCAGCAUCGCUUCCUUCGCCCAAGGAUUUUGGUGACCAGGUCCACAUCGACCUUUUGGAGGUGGAAGAUGGGCGCGAGCAAAAGUAUGUGAUCGCUCACUGCACCGAUGCUGCCACCAAGUACCAAGCCGCAGAGAUUUUGCCUAACAAGUCCACUGCAGCUGUGAUUGAGUUCCUGAGCAAGCGGUGGGUUCCCGCCUUCGGCCCUCCUCGUGUUCUUGUUUGUGACCAAGGCCGUGAAUUCAUUUCCUGGGAGAUGGAGGAAUGGGCUAGCUCUAUGUCGGUCAUGCUUCAUCAUGUGGCAGUGCAAGCCCCAUGGCAGAACGGCAUCGCGGAGAAAUCCGGAGGGGUGCUGAAAACCUUGAUGUCCGCCAUCGUGACGUCCAAGAGUGUGGUCACCAAGGAUGAGAUGGAGAUGGCUUUGGGGGAGGCUGUGGCGGCAUACAAUGGUGAUGUCGAUGGUGAGUCAGGAUGCUCCCCCUAUCAGGCAGUCUUGGGACGACAGCCACGCAUGGUGGGCGAUGUUCUGGGCGGGGUGCAACAGCGCCUCAGUGAACAUGGGCUCAUCGAGUCCAAACCUUCUUUGGCCCGGCAAGUGGCACUCCGUGAAGUCGCGAAGCUUGCGAUGACCCGGCUGCAUUUCUCUCGAGGUUUGAGGCGAGCUGAACUGGCGAGAUCCCGGGCAUGGGGCGAAGCCAUCAAGGAGGCGGUGGAGGAUGCCAAGUAUGAAGUCGCGCUGAGACAGCCCCGUUCCGAUGCCAACACUCCUGAGGAGCCUGGACCACAACCUCUACCUGCCCUACCAGAGACUACCGCUGAGGGGGUGAAUCCUAGGACUCCAGCAUUUCUCCCAUCCUCGACUGAGGCAAUGCCUGCCGAAGAGAACCAGUUAGAUGGCGAAGACCUACCUCCAGUGAAACCACAGGAGCUCUGGCAGAUGAUGGUUCCCUCCAGUUCUCCCGUUACAUCCCAGGUGGCUUCAACAUUGCCUUCGAGGAGGGUGAGUGAUUUUUCCGAAUCUCCUUUUCCAGAAACUACACGGAAGGCUUUCAGCCGGAAGUCUUCGGGUCUCCCACUUGAGACCGUGCGAGAAAGGGCAAAGAUACUGGACGAUCGUUCUGAGACAGGCCAAAAACGACCUGCCGAUGUGGACAUCGACCAGUUGCGAGAUCAAGAACAAGGACAUUCUUCGACGGCAGCGGCCAGUGGAAGUGGAGCAGAGCAUGACACACUUCUUGGUGAGCGGUUGACUCCAGCGGAGAUUGCCGAUGAACUAGGUCAGGACGAUCUUCAUCCCUUGAGAAAAGCCUACCUCCUGGCCGAGCAGGACAAGCGAGAUCCUCUGGAGGCCAUGGUUCCGGAUCACGGGACUUGGCAUGGAAAAUGGACCUUGCCAUCGCGCUCUGAAUGGCAGGCCCGACAAAACUUGGGUCUGGACUGGCCUACCGGUGAUUCGACGGAGGCAGAAGUUUUGGCCGUGCAAGCGAACCGCAAGGAGUUCCGCUGGAAGACGAUGUCUGAGAAGGAGAAAGAGGCCUUCAAGGAAGCGGCCAGACAAGCCUGGGCGGUGUGGGAAGAAAACGAUGCAGUCGAGAUCCUCACACCUGAAGAAUCAAGCCGUGCUCGGGCAAGCAAGGAGUCGGAGAAGUUAUGGAGGCUGAUGUCGGCCGAUGUCAAGUCCGCAUUCCUCAAGGGCGAUGCCUAUGUGGACGGUCAAAGAGAGCUUUUCCUCGAGAAUGUCAGAGGUGAUGAUCCGAAGCUCCCUUUCGGCGAUUGCCUGGCGAAGAUCAGAAAAGGGGUUUUUGGACUUUCGGAUGCUCCUCGUCAAUGGUACCUGCGGCUGAACCGUUCUCUACAGGCCGCCGGUUGGGAGCGAACUGUCUUUGACUAUGCUUGCUGGCUGUUGUGGUCGGAAGACCGACAAAACUUGGAAGGCAUCAUCCUCUCCCACGUCGACGACCUACUGUUGGGCGGGAAUGUCCGAGCCCAGAACAGUUUGCUGAUGAUUGGACAAGAACUCGGUUUCGGCAGCGUGGAGUAUGAUGACUUUGUCUAUUGUGGGAAGCGAGUCCAGAUGAAGUCCGACGGCUCCGUGGUGAUCAACAUGCAGGCCUACCACGAGAACCUCAGGCCUAUGGAAAUCAGCCUGGCCAGGCGAAAGACUCCGGAGGCUGAGCUGACGGAACAAGAGAGGAGGCAACUUCGUGCAGUGCUGGGCUCCCUUCAAUGGCUGGUGGCCCAAGUGAGAUUUGACCAAGGCUAUGCCCUCAGCACUCUCCAAGGAGAGAAGCCCCUCGUUGGCACGCUGAUCAAAGCAAAUCAGCUGAUCAAGGAGUUCAAGAGGCGACCAAACUUCUCGCUGACCUUCCAGCCGAUGAACUUGGCGACUGCUGGCAUCAUGACCGUGUCCGACUCAUCCCUGGGAAAUGUUCUCAAGGGAGGUGGCAGCGAGGGAGAGCCCCAUGAGAAGCACUAUAGCCAGUCCGCCUACUUUGUGAUUGUGGGAGACCAGGACCUCAUGUCCGGCAAGGAAGGUGUGUUCAAUGUCAUCGAUGCUCGAAGUCAUCGCCUACCUCGGGUCUGUCGAUCCACUUAUGGCGCUGAGCUGAUGGGAGUGGAGGAAGGCAUGGACAUGGGCAUCUUCUGCCGAGGAGCGCUUGGAGCCUUCCUGGGACUUCCCAUGGGACGGCGUGACGCCUUGAAAGUGAUGGAGGUGAUUCCCAUGGUGGCCAUCACAGAUGCCAAGGACACGUAUGACAGAGGCAAUUCGGAUUGCCCCACCUAUGGUGCUCAGAAGUCAAUGGCCUUUUCGGUCUGUUGGAUCCGACAGGUGCUCAAUGGCUCGAACUCCCACCUCAAGUGGACAGCCACGGCGAACAUGUGGGUGGAUGCCGGCACCAAGCUGAUGCCUUGUGACCACAUGCAGGGGAUUCUUGAAAAGGGGAGGUGGAGCUUCGUGUACCACCAGGACUAUGUGAAGCAGUCUCCCAAGAAGAAGGGCGCUGCGGAAGUGAGCGAGGGAGCCUUUUUGCCAGGUGAACCUAUGGACACCAAGGCUCAGUUGUUUCAGUUCAUUUUGAACCUCAGCAACCAUAUCGGUUGGCAUGAGAAAGACAACGUCAUUGUUCAUGUCGCCUGUCCAGCCCGAUCCUACCGGGUUCCCGAUGCUCGAUAUGGUAGCACGAAGUACCCUUUUCGAUCAACGUUCGCACGUUUUGAUUUGAAGGACGGCCGUUCAGUUUGGAGGAUCCUCGAACAUAGAGAAGACCUCCGUGAGAUGGAGAAGCGACAAGCCUUGUUGCCCUUCCCGGCCGGUUGUUUGGUGAGCAUUUUCCUGUCGCAAGCCACAAAGAAUGUUUGGCAGCUGAAGAAGCAUGCUGCUAGCUAG
Durusdinium trenchii is the source of this 7404-nucleotide messenger RNA. The record is from the annotation of a GenBank genome assembly. Lineage: Eukaryota; Dinophyceae; Suessiales; Symbiodiniaceae.